Messenger RNA from Habropoda laboriosa, 450 nucleotides. RefSeq names its product SRA stem-loop-interacting RNA-binding protein, mitochondrial (gene SLIRP1). Gene Ontology annotation, molecular function: RNA binding. Lineage: Eukaryota; Metazoa; Arthropoda; Insecta; Hymenoptera; Apidae. Bases 1 to 447 code for a protein of 148 amino acids. The record is from RefSeq and is a predicted model, not a curated record. The transcript has a single exon.
AUGGUUAUGCGAUAUUUAAUUUCUAUACGUAAUAUUCCAUGGACUAUUUCGAACUUAGAACUUGAAAAAUAUUUUUCAGCAUUUGGUAAUGUAAAACAUGCAAAAGUUGUAUUUAACAAAUAUGGUUUAAGUACAGGCUGUGGUUUUGUAGAAUAUUAUGAUAAAUUAGCAAUGCAAAAUGCACUUAAAACAAGUCAUGUUUUGGAGGAAAAUAAAUUAUUUGUUGUAAAACAUAUUGAACAUUUUCAAGAAGAAGCUGCUAAACAGUUUAUAAACAGAUAUACACAAGAACAAGAACAAUAUAUGCCUAAUGAUAUAAAUAAUUAUAUGCAAAUACAAUCCAUAAAUAUUACAGCAAAUUACAACAAACAACAAAAUUCUCCUAGCGGAUCAACUUUGAUUAAAGAACUUUUAAAAAGUAACACUUUAUUGAGAAAAAAGGGAUAAACA